AUGGAAGAUAAUUUAGAAUCAUUUAUAUUCUCCACAGAAAGAGACGAUUUUGAUGAAUCCCAAAGACUGAUAAGUGAUUUAUACGCGUAUUUUCGUGAUGGAUACUCAUUACUAGAACUUUGUUGUUAUCAUGGAUCAGUUAAUUGCUUCAAACUUUUGAUAUCAAAAUUCCAAUCAUUAAUCACUCAGAAAUGUCUUCAACUUUCAUUUCUAAGUGGAAAAAAGGAAAUCAUGAGUGAAUGUUUGAAAUUCCAAACUCCAGAUAUAUUAUGCAUGAAAAAUGCUAUUAUGUCUCAUAACAUCGAUUUCGUUACAUUCUUAAUGUAUGAAUACAAGAUGGAAAUUGACUUGUUUUGUUGUGGAGAGUACUAUAAUCCCCAUGCUUUAUUGGUUUAUCUCGAUCAAACCCAUAACAUCGACAAUGGAUUGGCUUAUUCACCAUUGUUCAACAAUGUUAAACUUUGCCAAUAUUUGAUUUCACAUGGUGCAGAUGUCAAUGCUAAAGAUCAAAAUGGAAGAACUGUUCUUCAUAGCGCAACAUGGUUUAAUAAAAAAGAAAUCGCAGAACUUCUCAUUUUGAAUGGUGCAGAUAUCAAUGCUAAAUAUUAUGAUGAAGAAACACCUCUUCAUAAAGCAGUCAGUUUUAAUAAUAGAGAAAUUGCAGAACUUCUUAUUUCACACGGUGCUGAUCUAAAUGCCAAAAAUGAUGUCGGUGAAACACCUCUUCAGAAGGCAAAAAGUAAUGAAUACAAAGAAAUGGAAGAACUCCUUAUUUCAAAAGGAGCCAAAAAUUAA
Messenger RNA from Trichomonas vaginalis G3, 795 nucleotides. Its product is annotated as spectrin binding. The coding region runs from base 1 to 795 and encodes 264 amino acids. The record is from RefSeq and is a predicted model, not a curated record. The transcript has a single exon. Lineage: Eukaryota; Parabasalia; Trichomonadida; Trichomonadidae. Gene Ontology annotation, molecular function: protein binding.